AGCAACUCCAACCUCGAAAGCUUUGCCCUCCUUUUCAUUAACCUCGCACACAUAAGAAACUGCAACCCUUUACUGUCCAAUUCGUCAAAAUGAGAUUCUCCGCCUCCGCCUCCUUGCUUGUUCUCCUUGGCACAGCCAACGGGCUUCCAACCGAGCUUGAAGCUCGGGUCCCUUCAAAUGCGCCUAUCGACCUUUUCAACCGUCCCAGUUCUUCCGACUCAUUAAAGUGCGGAGACAAGACCUACACGGGGCACGAAAUCUAUCUUGCCGCGCAACGAGGCACCAAUCUCCACCUCGUGGGUGAAACACGUGGCCGAAACCAAUACCCACAUCCGUUCCCCAACGACGACUCCAAGGGGAAUACGCUCAAGUUUCCCAAGGAGUGUCCCGCCGAUGACAACCGCUACGAGUUCCCACUUAUGAAUGGAAGCCCGUACGAUGGUGGCAAGAACAAUGUGAAGCAGGGUGAUGAAAGGGUUGUCUAUUAUUACGAAGAUGGGGAAGUCAGCCCAGACGGAAACCCUCAAGUUUAUUAUUGCGGCAUCAUGACACACAAGGGAGCUCCUAGUGGUGGUUUUGUGAUGUGCUAGGAUGAGAGUUUAUCGCGGUCAUAGAGGACGGUUCGGUACACCGAUGCCGGAUGCGGGCAGUUUUGGAAUACUUGGAAUACGCAACUUGAGCUUUCUCCUCAUAGUGCCCUCGACCGACUACUCCUUUGACAGGGAUAGCGCUACCAAGUGAACACGGGGUAACUUUUCAGAUUAUCAUAAGAUGCGUAUCUCGUUCGAGAAUAUCAAGCUCCCAGAUUGUUGCGUGACAUUGAUAUUGACAUAAGUGAGCCAUUCGUG
Molecule: messenger RNA, 848 nt
Organism: Colletotrichum navitas
Lineage: Eukaryota; Fungi; Ascomycota; Sordariomycetes; Glomerellales; Glomerellaceae
Exons: 4
Coding region: 90-590 (166 amino acids)
Molecular function (GO): RNA nuclease activity; RNA binding
Source: RefSeq, a predicted model, not a curated record